Molecule: messenger RNA, 2254 nt
Organism: Scylla paramamosain (green mud crab)
Lineage: Eukaryota; Metazoa; Arthropoda; Malacostraca; Decapoda; Portunidae
Gene: Rpn10
Product: 26S proteasome non-ATPase regulatory subunit 4-like
Exons: 10
Coding region: 121-1482 (453 amino acids)
Biological process (GO): proteasome-mediated ubiquitin-dependent protein catabolic process
Cellular component (GO): nucleus; cytosol; proteasome regulatory particle, base subcomplex
Molecular function (GO): polyubiquitin modification-dependent protein binding
Source: RefSeq, a predicted model, not a curated record
GUUUUUAAAUAAAGGUACGAUAUACAGCGAGGGGGUUGCCAGGCGGUGGUGGUGGUGGCGUUGUCAGUGUUGUGGUGCAGCCGCUGUGUCCGGGAGUGAGGGAAGCAAAACACUGCAAUCAUGGUACUGGAAAGCACAAUGAUAUGUGUGGACAACAGUGAAUAUAUGCGGAAUGGUGACUAUGUGCCCACUCGUCUCCAGGCUCAGCAAGAUGCAGUUAACACCAUCUGUAGGUUCAAGCUUCGCUCCAAUCCAGAAAACAAUGUGGGUCUCCUGACUCUGGCCAACAGCACAGAGGUUCUGGCAACACUAACAACUGAUGUGGGCAAGAUCCUGACUCCACUCCACAAGGUGCUUCCCAAUGGAACCAUCAAUCUGCUCACUGGAAUCCGCAUUGCCCAUCUGGCCCUGAAACACCGACAGAGCAAGAACCACAAGAUGCGCAUUGUGGCUUUUGUAGGCAGCCCUGUGGAAGUAGAGGAGAAGGAGAUUGUCAAGGUGGCCAAGAGGCUCAAGAAGGAGAAGGUCAACAUUGACAUCAUCAACUUUGGUGAAACGGAUAUGAACCAGACACUGCUUGAGUCUUUGGUGAGCACCAUUAAUGGACGUGAGGGGGGCAGCUCCCACUUGGUGACUGUGCCUCCUUCCCCACACCUGGCUGAUGCCUUGCUCUCUUCUCCCAUUGUUCAGGGUGAGGAUGGGGGCCCAGCAGCCACCUAUGCUUCAAGUGGUGGCUUUGAGUUUGGAGUUGACCCCAAUGAGGAUCCAGAACUUGCAUUGGCCUUACGUGUAUCAAUGGAGGAGCAGCGGCAGCGGCAGCAAGAGGAGGAGCGCCGUGUUGCCCAGGAGUCAGCCAAGGUUGCCCCCAUGGACACCACCCCUCAGCCUCCUGCCACCACCCCUACUCCACAACCUGCUGCUCAGGAAGGUGUGCAGUCUGAAGAGGAGAUGUUGCAGCAGGCCCUGGCCAUGUCUCUAGAGGCAGGUCGGCAACCCCAGGCUGGCAGUGGCACUCCCAGUAGUGCUGCCACAACAGGGAGUAGUGGGAAGGCUAGCACAGUUACCACCACUACCACUGCUGCUACUGCCACUACCACUGCUACCACUACCUCCACAGGACCCACUCUCCAAUCAGCAACCAUUCCUGAUUUUUCAACAAUGACUGAGGAGGAGCAGAUUGCCUAUGCUAUGCAGAUAUCCAUGCAGGACUGCAAACCUAAGGAAGAGCCCAUGGAUGUGGAUGCUCCAAAGGCUGCUGUUACAGCCACGCCUUCAGAAGCUCUUAAGGUAAAGAAGGAGGAGGAGGAGCAGGACUUCUCACAAGUGAUGGCUGACCCAGCCUUUCUUGAGAGUGUCCUGCAGACGCUGCCUGGUGUAGACCCUCAGAGCCAAGUAGUAAAAGAAGCAGUGGGCUCCCUAACUCAACAAGAGAAAGACAAAGACAAGGAUAAAAAGGAUAAAAAGAAAGAUGAUAAGCAAUAAGUAAUCAAUAUCUAGGCUGUAAGAUUUUGAGUUGGCUACUAGAGGCCGUGUAAAGCAGAAGCUAAAAGGGGAGAGUAUGCAUAGGGAUAAGGAUGAAGGUUUGGCUUAAUUAGCAUAUUUUUGUUUAGUAUUUUUUUGUCUAUUUUAGUUAUUCAGUGAAGAUCUAUCAGUUAAAUGUUUGUGAAAUGUAUUGUACACUGAAUUUCAAUUUUUUUUUUUUUUUUUUUUUUUAAUUUAUAUUGAAGCAUAUACAUAACUUGGGGCUGUGUAAGGUCAUUUGUGAUGCUUUGGCAAUGAUUGCACUGCUUCUCAGGUGUCAUCUUUGUGGAUCACAAGUCACCUUAUAGUAAACAAACAAACAUGAAAAUUGGGUGUAAAUGGUGGUGACUAUUGGAACUGGUUUUCAGGAUUAUUUUUUAUUUAUCAACUUUAUGGAAUUUAUGCAAUUCAUCCAGUAAAUUUUAUUAAGAAAAAAAGUAUUGAUUUCAAUAGUAGUAUAUGUUGCCAGCUGUGUCUCAUGAAAGUCUCAUGUUGAUUAUAGUGACACUGAAUUGAUCAGUUAGUAGUUGCAUUUGCAUUAGCUGUUAUAAAACAGCCAAGCAGUUGUGUGCCAAGGCAACAGCACCCAAGCUGUGUAUGCAUCUGCAUGCACUAUAAUAUACCCUAACUAUCAUCCUACAGUGUCUUUCCAUGUUUGUUCCAGGUUAGUCUUUAUUCUUUUAAUAAUUUUGGUAUGUUGUUAACUGUCAAUAAACUUUCUUGUAUAAGCCAA